AUGACCAUAACCAAAUACGUCAGCCUUUUUCUCUGUGCAUCUGACCCUUGUUACGCCAGUCUGCAAGAACACGUACCCCCCUCAAAAGCAGGUCACCCGCCGACCCUCCUCCGCGACCUGCAAAAGCACCGCGAGCGAGAAUCGGGUCAGCCUCCAGGUACGCUAUUCCCAGGUCACAGGGACGCUCGAGCACCACCAGGUCCUUCUCCGCCACCUCCUCCUCCUCCAAGCAGAGAUGGGGAAGGUCGACCUUGGAGCUGGAGGAGAAGGUCGUCGACGCAAGGGGCACCCAGGUCUGAUUCUGGGUUUGGUCAGCUGGUGCGGGUCAAGAGGAAAGCCAUCGACUCCACGCACUUGUGGCCAGACGCGCUUGUCCCCUACACGUUUCAGAGGCACACGUGGCUUGCAAAGUGCAACUUGAACCGGAAUCCUUGCAAGAACGAAGGUUACUUGGGAGAAGGUUGCACGUGCAUCUGCCCCCCCGGCUCGGAGGGUCGACUCUGCGAAAUCGUCACGGGAGGAUAUUACGAUCACCUGAAAAGCCCGUGCAGUGUGGAGGUGAAGUACCCGACUGUCAUUACUUCACCUAAUUACCCUAAUCAUUACGACGCAGGCACCUGGUGCGUGUACCGGCUGCAGGGCGAGGAGUGCCACGCCCCAGAGAUCACCAUCCACGACUUCCAGAUGGGGCCGAGGGACUUCCGAGACCAGUGCUUCCAUGACUACCUCGAGAUCAGGAAUGACACGCUCUACGAUGGGGUCAUCAAGUGCGGGACGGACGUGGCUCGAGGCACGCGCUGGGUCGCCUCAAGCAACACCAUGAUCCUAUACUUCAAGGGCGACGAAGGGGGGCAUCGAGGAUUCAAGGCCACGGUGUCCUUCAACCCGAUUCCCGGAUGUUGCAGGACCCACACCAACUCCUCGGCCUUCUUCCUGCACACGCCCGGCUACCCGAAUCCGUACAAUGCGGAUUUCCAUUGCACGUACGCUGUGCCGCCGGAAGCCCCAGCAAAGGUAGUGGUGUCUGUGGUGAAGCGGGGAGGAGUCGAGGGCGGAGAUCAGUGGACCUGCUCCCUCAGGCUCUGUCAACCUCACGGCCGAUGUAAUAGGCACUGCCGCGGACUAAGAAAACAGGGAUUGUCUCAAGAACAGACCAAAGAGGUUGUGUUGCCCAAUGUUGCUUCGUUGCACCACCUGCAAUACAGCGGCGACCCGCCCCUGUUCAACGCAGAAUAUGCAGCUUAUCAAGUCGCCUUUGUAUUGGAGGAAUCGCCCUGUCACAAGAUCUUGACCGUGAACCGCACCGAACCGCAAGGCUGGAUCACCGUCGGCCCGCGGUUCUUUGAGCUGGUUCAGUGCGAGUGGUGGAUCGAGGCCGCGCGAGGAAGCCACGUCAAGCUGAGUAUCGUCGACCUCCAGCUGCCGGUCCACGAGGAUUCCUACCUGGUCGUCAACGAGGCAGGGGAGUCGUCCUACCCGCCCGUCACGACCCGAGUGUACCCUGGCGACGGGGGAAACGUGCCCAAGUCCUGCGUGUCCCUAGAGCACAAGUUGUCGGUCGUACUGCAGGGGGAUUUCAACACGGAGGUCACCCUGAAGUAUGAGCUCUACGAGUGCAUAGACAAGGACGAAGAGUGCGAGUACUGGGCCGUCAACGGAGAGUGCGAGAAGAACCCGUUAUGGAUGAAGGUUUUCUGCAAGAAGUCCUGCUUGCAAUGUGAGUUCACGACCCUCUGCGACGACAACCACAACGACUGCGAGUUCUGGGCAAGCCACGACCAGUGCGAGGAGAACUACCUGUGGAUGCAAGUCCACUGCAAGCGCUCCUGUGGCCGAUGCGACGAGUGCUGGGACGCCAACAUCCUGUGUCCUGAGUGGGCCAACCUCGGGGAGUGUGAAGGAAACCCGCCCUACAUGAACCGCUUCUGCAGAAAGUCCUGUGGCCUUUGUCUCAACCUUGUCGCGACGACGGCGAAGCCCUCAGCUGGCCUGACUUCGGCGCCGUCGUUCCUCCCGACCGUCGCAGGGCCUCGCUCUACGACCACCCCCACCACGACCACCACGCCGACGCCCCCGACGCUCACUCCCAAGCGCAGGCCGGGCAAGAAGGUCGUCCUCCCCUCGAGUCGCAAGGGGAAGGACGACAAGGAGAACGAGACCUCGAAGCCCUCCAAGAACAAGGUCUCGAAGCCCCCGAGGAAGCCCGACUUGGAGCAGUACGAGAAGAACGACGUGAACAGGAUCUCGGAGGGCAAGCGGAAGCCCAAAAUCUACAACCAGAAGCCACACGGCAAGCCCAGGGUCAAGAAGCCCUUCAGCAAGCCCCGUAGUCCAAAGCUGUUCAGGAUGAACAACUCGGUCGUGGACCAGGGACCCGAAGGAGGCAGACCGCCAGUGAACAGGAAUCUUCUGAAGGGCAACCAGACGCUGUCGUCUCCACACAACAGGCAAGGAGGUCCCCCUAGAUCGAAGAAGAAACCGGACCAGGCGAGACCAAACCUCAAGGCCGAGAAUGAUUUGGACCAGGGACCUGCCACCGUUCGAGGCGAAAGACGCCACUCGCCCUGGCAGUCCAAGCCGAGAAAGGGGCUUCCUCAUCCCAGGCCGACCACGACGCCGCCGGACGUGCCUCGCCACUCUGCCCUCACAUCAGAUGCAGUCAGCGAGUCCAGCGAAGAGACAGAUGGAGGAAAUGAAACCCUGGCGCACGGAGGGGAUUUCAAGUCCCAGGGUCUUGCUGGAACGAAGGAUGCUGCCCGUAAUGAGGCCUCAGUACACCCACACGCUUGUAGAGACCGGCCAGGAGGAUACAUAUGUGGAAGCAUCAGCCCUUCCAAUAGUAAAGGAGGAAGGACGAAUCCUUACAUGAAGAGAAAUCCAAACAAUUCCAUUUUCAGAAGGAAAAACAACACAAACGACAGAAGGAAAGUCAACGGGACAAAACUCCACGGCGGACGCGUCCAGAUGAAGAAGCACAAGAGGCAGAAGAAUCGCGGAAGAUUGCACAACAGAGACAACAAAGCCGGAAGGAAUGUCACGGGCAGAGGUUUCCCGUCGACACACAAGCAGAAGAAGAAGUUUAAGAAAGGGAAGUGGAGAGGGCGCGACUGGAGGCACCGGUCCCGCCGCCCGAGCAAGGGAGGCCAGCGAAGCAAGCAAGAGCCUUCUCAAGUAAGAAAGACGCAGCAGGCAGAUGAUCUCGAGCGAGAAGCGGUGCGAGGACACCGGCGCUGGAACAGAAACAAGGGGAGACAGGCUGGAAGAAUUCAUCCAAAGAAGCACAAGGGAAGACGUCCUGGUCAGAACAGAAUCAACAACUCCACUGCACAGUCUAACAGAAACCAAGUACCCAACACAACCCCAACUCCCAUAAAAACUCCCAAACACACAAUCAUUUCAGUCUCUACCACAGAGGCAACAAUCACAACUACCCUUACUCCUACAACGACUCAGAUCCCACUUACUUCUAAAUCUACCCAAGUCCCAUCUAUCCCAACACCUACAGAACCUACCACACUUAAAAUUGACUCAUUAACCACUGAUACACCGAUUGCUGACCUACUUUCCACUGACCUACCCAUCGUAGAUUCCUCCGUACCUCAGACGCCCGUGCCAGAUGUUCCGGAUUCUGUCUCGCCCAGGCCUAGCAUACCCACCAAUACGACAGCGAAACCCAGGCUUAUUACAACUACUCCGCGCAACAACAGGACCUUGCCCACACGUCGAAAGAAUAAGCAUUCUCGGAAAAAAGGUCAACGGCGCAGUUCUCACCAAGGUCCUAAUCAUCACCAGCCGUCCUCCACCCCGAGACCUUUCGCGAAAAACGCAACUGUUUCCUCUACCCAACAACAGUGACGUCGCUGAAGAAGAAACGGCGUUGGCUCCACAGGGAGAACAUCCCCAUAGACACAACCACCACGGAAAGCGGGGACGUCGACGCAAGAUUGGCAAGGACGGAGCGCAACAUGACAAGAGCAAGGAGGGUUCAGGGCACAGGUUUGG
This is a messenger RNA of Penaeus monodon (black tiger shrimp), 4002 nucleotides long. RefSeq lists its product as uncharacterized. The record is from RefSeq and is a predicted model, not a curated record. NCBI's taxonomy places the organism in Eukaryota, Metazoa, Arthropoda, Malacostraca, Decapoda, Penaeidae. Gene Ontology annotation, biological process: proteolysis. Gene Ontology annotation, molecular function: zinc ion binding; metalloendopeptidase activity.